AAUAUCUAAAGGAAGAAAAUGCAAACAAAUAACGUUAUCUAAUAAUCUACAAAGUUUCCCUUCGUCCCUCUGUUCUGCUUCAGCCAUGGCUUCCCCACACCUCCAUCUCCAUCUCCAUCUCCAUCUCCAUCGUCUUCUCCCUCGAUCUCAUCUCAAUUUCACAAGCCCCUCCCUCCCGACCCCAUCAAAACGGUGCGUUUCCAUCAAAUGCGCCUCCCCAGACUCCGACAAUUUCCCAUCCCCAGACCCCAAUUUCAGCGCCCUGAACAGCCCUUCGAGCUUCCCAAUCGAGAAGCGGAGGAGAUCCGAGAUCGUCCGCGAGGGGCGGCGGAGAGAGGAAAUAGCGAAGCCGGAGCCGCCGAACUUCGAGAUCGGGUGGAAGAGGACGAAGGAGAUCAACGUGGAGAAGCCGAUCGGGUGGGUGAUAAUGGACUUUCUGGAGAAGCUGGAGGGGCUGAUGGAGAGGGAAUUCGGGUCGACGGAGCUGCUGGCGAAGGUGGGAGAGAUCGUGGCGGAGAGGGCGAGGGAGGAGGCGGACAUUCUGGCGGACGAGGGGAAAGUGGAGGAGAGAAUGGUGAGGGAGCUGUGCAGAGUUCUGAGGCUGAUGGAGAUGGAUUUGGCGAUGGUGAAGGCGGCGGUCAAGGAAGACACGCUGAGCGAGAGGCUGAAUCAGGCCAAGGCCAGGUGCAGGCAAGCCAUACUUGUUGCUAAUUCUUUCUGAUGGAAAAGGGAGAUCAAUUGAUCUUUUUAUUUAUAUGGUUUUGUUGAAAUUGAAACCAACCCAUUUUCAUCACAAUCCAAAAGUUUAGUUUGCCCUGAUUGGUUUGGUAGUGAUCAAGGUGGGUAAUGAUGCAAUUAUAUAUCUUUGCACAUGGGUGUGGGUAAUGGCUAAUGGGAGUUUUGUGUUUGGAGAGAUAAUUAAAGAGAUUAUCAUAAAAGGCAACUCACAGAUGGAUUGAUGGAUAUGAAUCUAGAUAGUGGAUUGUAGUUUUA
Messenger RNA from Momordica charantia (bitter melon), 993 nucleotides. RefSeq names its product potassium/sodium hyperpolarization-activated cyclic nucleotide-gated channel protein (gene CRR41). Lineage: Eukaryota; Viridiplantae; Streptophyta; Magnoliopsida; Cucurbitales; Cucurbitaceae. The record is from RefSeq and is a predicted model, not a curated record.